GUAGGAAGCGGGUGUGUUUAGAAGAGGAAAACGAUGUCGAAUUCAUAGUCAGACUGCAAAACGCGGCAUUGUAAUGUUAUCCUUACUUUCUAUUUAUAAUUCCUUUCUAACCUUCCAAGGUGCACCAAUGCUACCUAACAGAUGGUAGGAUAAUCCCGUGUUUCCUUCUUUUGAGUACGUACGAAUGUUUAUCUCACUUGGCAUAUUCCUUGAAUUGGGUACGAGUCACAGUUGACCAGCAUCAUCAUCAUUCGAGAAGAACCCAACCACAAGAAGAAAGCGCUGGCGGCUACAGUUUGGAACGUUCUGAACAUCUUCUCACAGUGACAUCUCAAGUCUCCCGCAAUACCCAUGCAACUGCUUCGAGCUCUCUGGAGACGAAGUCCCCUGCUGCAAAGCAUCAGGACUCGCCGUCAGCCGACAAGGCGUCUGGAAGACGAGAGCCCACGGGACAAGUACCAUCUGAGCGUCGACGGCACCGACCUUUCGAAGCUUUACAAGCAGGCGCGGCCGACACUUCCGGAUUUCGUGAUUCAAGACGUCAUAGCAUACGUCAACCAAAAGCUGUCCAAGCGUGAGCUGUGCGUUGACGUGGGCUGCGGGCCCGGCCAGAGCACCGAGCUGUUCUGCCCCUACUUCAAGAACGUGGUGGGCGCCGACAUCAGCCAUUCGCAGAUCGAGGAGGCCAACGCCAUGCGGCGGCACGGAAACGUCACCUACAUGGAGGCGCACGCCGAGUGCCUGCCGCUGCGCUCCAACUCGGUCGCGCUGGUGUCGGCGGUGAACGCGGUCCAGUGGUUCGACCAGGACGCCUUCUUCUCCGAAGUGCGCCGCGUCCUGGUGGAGAACGGCGUCCUCUUUGCGGCCAUGCACCACCUGAGAGCGCUGCUGGAACCUGACAUGGACAACUGGCUCUUCCAGCUGAGAAAAGAGAAGUUCUCGGACUACUUGCUGUCCCGCCAUAUGUACUGGGAUGACGGCUAUGGCGGCAUCGAGGUCCCCUUCAAGGGCGUACGACGGUGA
Messenger RNA from Dermacentor andersoni, 1023 nucleotides. NCBI's taxonomy places the organism in Eukaryota, Metazoa, Arthropoda, Arachnida, Ixodida, Ixodidae. The record is from RefSeq and is a predicted model, not a curated record.